Molecule: messenger RNA, 1245 nt
Organism: Echinostoma caproni
Lineage: Eukaryota; Metazoa; Platyhelminthes; Trematoda; Plagiorchiida; Echinostomatidae
Source: the annotation of a GenBank genome assembly
AUGCAACGAUCCGCAUUCAUCAUCUGUGUGAUCGUAUCUGGUCUGCUUGCCAUCCUGAGUGUCAUUGCUUUGAGUAUUCUGAGCAUACUUUUCCACUGGAUGGUCCUGAAAAAUACUCGAUUGGACGAUACGAAUUCCUUAAUCUAUAAACAAUGGCUUCAACCGUCCGUGCCAAUCUAUUUACAAUUCUAUUUUUUCCAACUAUCCAAUCCGGUCAUGUUUCAAAAUGGUUCGAAACCACACGUGAUUCAACAAGGACCGUACACUUACCGAGAGCGCCGAUUCAAGCAACAUGUGGUUGUCAAUUGGCACAAUCAUACUAUUCGCUACCGUGAAAUCAAACAGUACCAUUUCGAACGUGAUCUAUCGGUCGGUCCAGAAUCGGAUCAGAUAACCACUGUGAAUUUGGUCUACCUAUCCCUUGCACAGCGUUUGGGUUCACUACCCACGUUUAUCAUCAGACUAAUUGAACAGUUUGAACGAAUGUCUGGAGAAGGUUUAUUCGUCCGACGAAACGUUAGCGAGCUGCUUUGGGGUUAUGAAGACCCGUUGUUGCAUUUCCUAAAAAAAUUCAUUUCAGUUCCAACUUCUCGGAUCGGUUUGUAUCUGGAUCGCAACAACAGCGAUGGUGUGGAUGUGGAAAUCGAUACGGGGCUAGAAAAUCCUGCCCUGUUUGGAACCAUUCGAUUGUAUAAUGGUUCCAGGUACCAAACCUGUUGGACGACUGAUCAAGCCAAUCAGGUGAACGGAACAGAUGGCAGUCUGUUUCACCCGUUUUUGCAACCCGACGAAGGAUUGUAUAUUUUCGCACCGGACAUUUGUCGUUCCAUCUAUUUCACACCCAGGUCUGUUUCCAGGAUCCGGGGUGUUGCAACGGUCAAGUAUCUUCCACUGGAGGACACUUUUGAUUCUCCCCUGAUAAAUGAAAAAAACCGCGGAUUUUGUCUUCAUUGGCCCUAUUGCAUGAAAAGUGGUGUACUGGACAUGUCCACCUGUCAACCUGGUGCACCUAUUGUGAUUUCAAUGCCACACCUUGUCCAUGUAAGUUCAAAAUUUGUUCUGAGAGUUCAAUUUUGUUGUGUGAAUGUGUUCGUGGGCAGGUCUGAAAGGUGGGUUUUUGAGCCCAGGGAAGGAGAGCUUGGAGUAAACGCCUCGGGGCACAUAGUUCGGGGGUUUUGUUUAAUACAAAUGGCUCUGGCUAACGUGCUCAUACUUAGACCGCUUCGGGGCAACAUGAUAAAUUGA